AUGUCCAGUAAGCGCAAAGAUCCUUGUAAGGCAAACGCAUGUAAAAUACAGGCCUGCUUAAGCGAAAAUCACUAUCAAGAGAGCAAGUGCUUGGAGGUCCUGGAACAAAUGCGUCUAUGUUGCUUAAAGUGGCAUAAGGAAUCAAAUUGUUGUUCAGGAAUAAUUUUAGAAAGAAGUUACCUCGUUGACAAGGACGAACAAAAGCAGAAGUCAUAA
This is a messenger RNA of Bactrocera dorsalis (oriental fruit fly), 216 nucleotides long. RefSeq names its product cx9C motif-containing protein 4-like. Lineage: Eukaryota; Metazoa; Arthropoda; Insecta; Diptera; Tephritidae. The transcript is spliced from 2 exons. The coding region runs from base 1 to 216 and encodes 71 amino acids. The record is from RefSeq and is a predicted model, not a curated record. Gene Ontology annotation, cellular component: mitochondrial intermembrane space.